Molecule: messenger RNA, 1503 nt
Organism: Serendipita indica DSM 11827
Lineage: Eukaryota; Fungi; Basidiomycota; Agaricomycetes; Sebacinales; Serendipitaceae
Source: the annotation of a GenBank genome assembly
AUGGCGGUAGUAUUCGAACCAAAUUCGUUACCCAGUCAGAUACCGAAAAAGAGGAAGCGAAACGAUAUUGCCGGCCCGUCACACAGAGCCACAGGACAAAUUUUGCAUGAGCCUCUAUCAGUCGACAGCGAUCAAGAGAGCGUAAUUGGAAGCGAAGAAAUUGUCUCUGAAGAUGAAUACGCAUCGUUGUCAUCCCAAAAUUCUGCUAAACGUCGACGAAUCGAAGACGAUGCCGAAGACGAUGCCGAAGACGAGGUCAAAGCUUCAACGUCUAAAAAGAAGCCAUAUAAAUGCACAUUCAAAGACUGUAACAAGUCCUACUCGAAACCUUCGCGUUUGCAGGAACACCAGCGAUCCCAUACUGGAGAGAGACCAUUCGAAUGUAAUCAUCCCGGCUGUGGGAAAUCAUAUUUGCGCGAGUCCCACCUGCAAGCACACUCUCGAACUCACCAGCCGCACACUGCACGACCUUUUGUAUGUCCUGAACCGUCUUGUGGUAAACGUUUCUGGACAAGUACCCAACUCAAAGUGCAUGGGAAUGUUCAUGAUGGCUCUACCAAAACGUUCAAGUGUUCAGUUGACGGGUGUGAGGAGGCAUUUUCGAAGCAUAAUCAACUACGAUCCCACUUCGCCGAGGCUCAUUGUACUCCUGGAACGAAACCAUUCAUCUGUGAUCAUGAAGGGUGUUCCAAGUCUUUCCCCACGGCUCAAAAGCUAAAGUCGCAUAGCAAGACUCAUCAAAAAAAUCGCUACAUGUGCAGCGUCGGGGACUGCAUCACUGCCGGACCGCAAUAUUUCCAGACGUGGACGCAACUCCAAGCGCACAUUCGCGCUGCACACCCUCCAACUUGUCCUUAUGAAGGCUGCGAGGAGAAGACGUUUUCCUCACAGAAGAAUCUGAAAGCCCAUCUCAAAGUUCAUGAGGAACGAGGUCAACAAAAACUUCUUGAAGAUAGGAUGGAGACGGAUGUCGAGAUUAUUUCUCCAAAGCGAGGAGGGGAUACAGGUCGCGAUUGGGCUUGCGAGUGGGAAGGCUGUGACAAGGCAUUCAAGUCGAAAAAAGCAUUGACCGUUCAUGUCAAUGUCAACCACCUGGGUCAACGAAACUUUGUCUGUGACCACACGGAUUGCGGAAAGGCCUUUGGCUACAAGCAUCUUCUCCAAAGACACCAAGCCAAGCUUCAUGGUAUUCAUUCCUCUGAUCAAGAAGAGCCUGCUCCAGUCGAAGAGACAAUGACUGAGGGAGAGCAGUAUCCAUUCAUCGAGCAGCUCACCGGCAAGGCCUACAAACGCCGCAAAGAAGGCAAGAAGAUCAUUCAUUGUCCAUGGCCUGAUAUUGUGUCCUCUACCUCGACCGACUCUACACGCCUUCAACGCUGUGACGGACUUUUCCACCGAGUGUACGACGUUCGUCGGCACCUCCGUGCGGACCAUGGAUUGGAGAUGGAGAAAGAUGAGCUAAAGGCAUGGUUGAAAGACAAAAGUCGCUCGAGCGACGUGUAA